AUGGCGAUUGCGCAAGUUUUGCAUGAGUUGGAAGUGAACGUGUCUGCAAGCGAAGCAUGGGAUCUCUACAGCUCACUUGAACUGGCAAAAUUCGUGGAACAAGCACUUCCAAAUCUGAUUGACAAAGUUGAACUCAUACAAGGUGAUGGAGGGGUUGGCACUAUUCUCAAAGUAACAUUUGCAUCUGGGUCUGGUGUGCAUAAGGAAAAGUUCACAAAAGUGGAUCAUGAAAAGCGGGUCAAGGAAGUAGAGGUGAUUGAAGGUGGACUUCUGGAGCUUGGAUUGAGCCUUUACAGAGUUCGCUUCGAAAUCAUUGACAAAGUAGAAGCUCAUUAUUCCUCCUGCUGCUGCAUCAUCAAAACCACAAUUGAGUUUGAUGUCAAGGAAGACGCUGCUCCCAACACCUCCUCCCUUGUGUCUAUCGACCCCUUCAAAAACAUUGCGGAGGCCGCAAAGACCCAUCUCCUCAACAAACAAUCUCAACCUCUACCCAGGCCCACUUAG
Molecule: messenger RNA, 504 nt
Organism: Prunus armeniaca (apricot)
Lineage: Eukaryota; Viridiplantae; Streptophyta; Magnoliopsida; Rosales; Rosaceae
Source: the annotation of a GenBank genome assembly